Molecule: messenger RNA, 610 nt
Organism: Strongylocentrotus purpuratus (purple sea urchin)
Lineage: Eukaryota; Metazoa; Echinodermata; Echinoidea; Camarodonta; Strongylocentrotidae
Product: transmembrane prolyl 4-hydroxylase-like
Biological process (GO): peptidyl-proline hydroxylation to 4-hydroxy-L-proline
Cellular component (GO): endoplasmic reticulum
Molecular function (GO): procollagen-proline 4-dioxygenase activity
Source: RefSeq, a predicted model, not a curated record
GUACAUCACCAUCAUGACAUAUUUGAAUGACGUCGAGGAAGGGGGUGAGACAGCAUUUCCAUAUGCUGAUAAUGCAACAUACAGCGCUGAGGUUGCCGCUGAAAAUGAGCCAACCACGACAGAUCUGAAGAACCAUUGUCAUGAUGCCAAUAUGGUAAUACACCCUGCCAAGGGCAAGACUGUCAUGUGGUAUAAUCACCUAGUCGACCCGGAAACAGGUUGGCUAGGGGCACAGGAUAAAUAUUCUCUACAUGGUGGAUGUAAAGUAAAGCGUGGAGUCAAGUGGAUAGCAAACAACUGGAUAGCUGUAGAUGACAUAUACAGUCAACAAAUGGAGUUUCAUAAGAAAUAUUUUGCGAAGCACGCAGUACCAGGAUCCAAGCCAGCAUUGACAGUACAAAGCGAUAGGAGGAAACAGACGCAUCCACUGUGGAUUCUUCGACAGGCACAAAAUCAUCCAGUGAAGACAUCGAUAUUGGUUCUUCAGAGACGUCAAACGCAGCUUCAGAAAAAGCCAAGGCACAACGGGAGGGCGCUGUUCAAGAUGGAGAGACGCCAGACGGUCUUGUGGAUGGGUCACGUGAUACAGCUACAGGACCUGGCGGGUUAA